Molecule: messenger RNA, 2253 nt
Organism: Astrephomene gubernaculifera
Lineage: Eukaryota; Viridiplantae; Chlorophyta; Chlorophyceae; Chlamydomonadales; Astrephomenaceae
Source: the annotation of a GenBank genome assembly
AGCUGGCGGCGCUGCAGUCGGACCCGCUGUGUGCGCCGGCGCUGGCAGGACUGGACCGCAGCUCCCACCACUGCGCCUCCUGCGCCGCGGCGCUGCUGCGCGGCUGCCUGCUGCACCUGGACGUGUGUACGACAGGGGCGCUCACCUCGCCGUACGAGGCGGAGGUGUGGGGCCUGCUCGACUCGGCGCUGGGGAGGCUGGCGGCGGCGGCGGUGGCGGCGCCCCGAGCCGAGGAGGAGAUUGCUGCAGCUGCUGCCGCCGCGGCAUCAGAGGCAUCCGAGUCGGAAGCCGCGACCAGCGGGCGUUCGAGGAAGAAGAAGAAGCGGCGGCGGCGGCGGCAUAGGGCAGGUUUCCCAGACCCUCCCGAGGUGGCUCUGUGGCGGCAGCAGGUGCAGCCCUGGCUUCAGGACCGAGUGCACUGGUGGCCCGCUACCGCCUUCUCACAGCCGCCGCAGCUGUGCCUGGUGCUGCAGAGGCCGCCCCUGCAGCAGCAGCAGCAGCCGGCUCAGCUGGGAGGAGGUGGAGAUGGGGUCAGCGUGGAGCCCGGGCAGGGGGUGCAGGCGGAAGGGUCGCGGAAGCGGUCAAGAACGCAGCAGCAGGCGGAAGAGCAGCCGCAGCAGGGGAAGUACGGGCAACAGGAGCAGGCGGCUGCGGCGGUGCAGCGGCUGGUAGGUGCCGCGGCGAAGCUCAAACGCAUGCGCGGUCCGCAGCCGCAGCAGCCGCAGCAAGCUCGGGAGGAGGAGGAUGGGAGUGAGGAGGGGCAGGACGGCCCUUCACGCGGAGCAGGCGGUGCGGGCCAGGGCGCAGCAGCUGCCUCCGCCGCUGCCGAGCUUCAGCAACUGUUGUUUGCACAGCUGGGGCAAGCCGCCGGGCAGCAGGGGCAGCAGCAGCCGGCCCGGCCUGGUUCGGGAGCUGCUGCGGGUGCCGGUGCUCCGGGUAUUGUUUCUACAGCGCUGCGCAAGCUACUGAAGAAGCAGCGCGUGCGGAGUCAGCGCCUGAGGCAACACCUCCAGGAGCGGCGGCAGGGGCGGCCGAGGAGCGGUGACGGGUUGGAAGAGCGGAAGCUGAGGCAGCAGCAGCGGCGGCAGCGGCGGAAAGAACGCCGGCAAAAGCGGCUUCAGCAGGAGCAGCAGCGCGUGGAGGAGGAGGCUUCGCCGCCUGUUGCCCGGCUCUUCCCUGCCGGCCGGUUGGUCACGCCGGAGCUGCCGCUGCUGCGGCUGCUGCAGCACCGUGCACGGGUGGCAGCGCUGAUGCUGGGUCCGCACAACUACUACAGCCAACACGUGCUGUACGAGAUGCAUUUGCUGCAGGAGGGGUUGCUGGGGGAGGCGGCGGUGUGGGCGGAGUAUGCGGCACGCAGGCGGCGGCGAUGGCAGCGGCGACAGCAGCAGGGUGGGCAGCUGGACGGCGCAGCGGCGGGGGGUGCUGGAGGCGCGGGGCCAAGUCAGCCGCAUGGCAGGCGGGCGGGGGGCUUUGCGGCGGCUGAUGCCAUGGAUGUGGACGAGGAGCCGGGUGCGGGUGGUGCUGCUGCCGCUGCCGCCCCUGACGUCCAGCUGGCAGUGAUCAGGGCCGCUGAAGCGGAGGCGGAGGCGGCGGAGGCCAACGCAGCCGCCGUGGGGGCCGCCAUGGAGGCGGUACUGCAGGCGGUUCAGAGCGCCGGGGAGCUGGUGAGGCGCCUGGCGCCGCUGCCGGCGCCGGCAGCUGAGGUGGUGGAGGCGGCGGCGGAGGCGGCGGCUCCGCAGAAGCUGACGACUGCGCUGCUGGCGGGGUUGCCGCGGUCGCUGAGGCCGCAAGCGGCAGACGGGCGGCCUUAGGGGUGUUGCGUGGGAUGUUGGCUCGCGUCGCGGGGGAGCGGCCUUGGGUAGGGUAUGGCAGGUUGGGGGUUAGGUCCGCAUCGCGUAGGGUUAAGAGAUCCGCCCCGGGGUGCGGCCGAGGUUAGGCUUACCACUUUAGGAUGCGGGGAGUUCGCUCAGGCUGCAGCCCCUGUAGGACUUGACGAGGCUCUAGGGUUAGUACAUUGCUAGGCUGAGUAGAUGCGUGCUCUGACGGUUUGUCGUGCCUAAGAGCUGUAGUGCUUUACCGGUCAGCUCGGAACGCUGUGGUACCGUAUUGCCCAAAAUUUAAUAACAUGCGUUUGGAGGCCUAUUUUCCAGCCCCAUUUGAUAAAGCGGGAAUAAUUUAUGCCCCAUUUGACUUCCUGAUGGCGAAUUUCUAGCCCCAUUUGACAUGCGCCAAAACGCCCCAAAAGCCGCC